AGUUGGGAGAAGUAGUCACGUCUAUUUGCUGAUGAAAAUGAUCCAUAGAGAGGUGAAAUUUGAUGGUGAGGGAGAGAAGAAACAAUUGAAUUAUCUGAUAUCCUUGAGUGUUCUAGAGGGACUAGGACCUAAUGUAUAGUUAGAAGGAUGGGAUUUAGAUAAGAUCAUGGGUAGUUCAACUAAAAGCGACAGGCCAGGAAGGCAGAAUAUAUGGGUAUAAACGUCAGUAGGUGGUUAGAUGUGGUUUUGAGAGUCUGGAACAUUUCAUUGCUUCUGUUUCCUCAGUAAAGUAGAAAACUUUGCCUCAUACUUCUAAUAUUUGAUAUGAGCACUUUGACAUAUCUCCCAGUCAUUUAUUCACUCAACUAACACUUACAUGAUACAUACUAGGCACUGUUCUAGGUGGUAAAUAUAUAACUGAAUAAAAGUCACUGCCUUCAUGGGAGUAUAUAUUUUAGUGGAUGGAGACAAUAACCAUAUAUAUAUAUCAGCUUUGAUUAUUGGUAUGAAUGCAAAUAAAACAGUGUAAGGAGGAAGGGGGUAAUUUUUUAUUUUUGAUCAGUCACAGAAGUCCCCUCUGAGGUGACAUUUGAGCAGAGAUCUGAAUGAAAUGAGGGAGUAAACCAUGCAUAUAUCUGAGAAGAAUAUUUGCAGCCGAAAGAAUAGCCUGUGCAAAAGCCCUGAAACAAGAGUACAUUUGCCAUAUUGAAGAGCAGCAACAGGCCAGAAUGGAGCAGAGGGAAUGAGGGAAUGAGUAGAAGAUAAGGUCAGAGAGGCAGUAGGGGGCUUAGAUCAUGUAGGCCUUGCAAACCAUUGGAAAGACUUUGUUUUUCACUCUGAGUGAGAUGGGUUGCUGGGUAGUUUUUGAACAGACAAGUGAUGUGGUUUGACUUACGUUUUAAAAGGCUCAGUGUGGCUGCUCUGGGGGUUCUAAUGGGGGUAGGCAAGGGUAGAAAUAUGGAGACCACUUAAUGGGCUAUCACAGUAAUCUUAGUGACAGAUUAUGGUGACAUAGAGUGGUAGCAGUGGAGGUGAUAGAAGUUAUCAGAUUCUGGCUAUGUUUAGAUGGAAUAGCUGAAAGGAUUGGCUGGCAGAUUGGAUGCAGGGUGAGAGAAAGAAAGAAAGGAAGAAAGACUAAGGUUUCUGGGCUGGGUUACUGGAAGACUAGAUUUACUGUUCACUGAGGUGGGCAAAACUGAGGGCGUAGCAGGUUUGAAGGGGUAGCAUUGUGAAUUUGGUUUUUGACAGAUUAGAAAUAUCUACUUGAUAUUCCCAUCCAUUGUCAAGCAGGCAGUUUUAUUUAUGGGUACAAGUGAAGAAGGCAGGGCUGGAGAUAAAAAUUGGGGAGUCAUCACCAGAUAAAUGGUAUUUAAAGCCAUAAACCUGGAUGAGAUAACCAAGGAAGUAAAGCAUAUAUAGCAGAGAAACCAUCAGAAGUCGAUAAUUAAAAGUCAAGGAGUGGAAGAAGAACCAGCAAAAGAAAGCACAAAGAAUAGUAGUGCCCACUGAGGUGAUGGGAGAGAAUUGAGUGGUGUCCCAAAAGCCAAAGAAAAUGUUUCAAGGAGGCAGAAAUGAUUGUGUCAAAUGCUGAUAAGAUAUGUACUGUGAAGACUGAAAACUAACCAUUAUUUUACUGAUUUUUAUCUGAUGAUUAUUAUUCUGUUCCUUUCUAGACUGGCAGUGCCAUGAGAUCAGGGAUCCUAUAUACAAGAUAUAUAGUAAAAGCUGCAUAAAUAUUUGUUGUGGCUAUACAGCCCCCCUGUCUGAGCCCUCAUCUCUCAGAUAUUAUUCUUCACAUUGCUGCCCAUUAGUCCGACCUCUCCUCCUUAAAAUGCUUAAUGGCUCCCCUUUACUUACUGUGUCAAAUCGUGGCACCUCUCUUGGUGUGACAAGUCUGUCCAUGCCAUCUCUUUCAGUCUCAUCUCCUAUCACUCCUGUUCAUAAUUAUGCCCUAAUAAUAUGGAACAGUUUGUAGUUUUCUCCACAGACCUUAUUUCAUCCUUCUGUGACUUUACGCAUUCUAUUCUUUCAGCCUAGAAUGAUCUUCCUCCUAUGUUUGGCUAAAGUCUACCUUUAAGAAUCAGGAAGCUUUUCUGAACUGACUUGCUCAGGCUGCAGGUAGCCUUCAUGGAACCCUGUGCAUAUCUCUCACAGUUGUUUUAGACUGAAUUUAAAGUUUUUGUACAUCCAAUACCCUCUUGAGAAUAUAAACUUCUUAGGGUCGAGGGUGUAUCUUUAUUCAUCUUCCUCUACCUGAUACCUAGCACAGUGCCAUCUUCUUGGUAGGCAUUCUAUAAAUACCAGAUUUUAAGUGAGCAGGAAAAAGAAGAGGAAGGCUUGUAAAUGUGAGCUGAAGAUUGUGUGGAUCAGUGACUUGACAGACAUCAAUGCAAGCCUGAAUAAGAAAAACAAUUUCUUCCUCCAAAGCCAUGGCAUAUCAGUUAUACAGAAAUACCACUUUGGGAAACAGUCUUCAGGAGAGCCUAGAUGAGCUCAUACAGUCUCAACAGAUCACCCCUCAACUUGCCCUUCAAGUUCUACUUCAGUUUGAUAAGGCUAUAAAUUCAGCAUUGGCUCAGAGGGUCAGAAACAGAGUCAAUUUCAGGGGCUCUCUAAAUACGUACAGAUUCUGCGAUAAUGUGUGGACUUUUGUAUUGAAUGAUGUUGAAUUCAGAGAGGUGACAGAGCUUAUUAAAGUGGAUAAAGUGAAAAUUGUAGCCUGUGAUGGUAAAAAUACUGGCUCCAAUGCUACAGAAUGAAUAGAAAAAAAAUGGCUUUUUUAUGCCAUCUUCUGUUAUUAUUCAUCACUUUUUGAAGAGAAGCAUAGAAGAGACUUUUUUUAAUUUAUUCUAGCAAUGCAGAAAUGACUACACUGUGCUCUACUAUCAGAGAAUUCCAGUAGAAAGAAGCUUAUAACUCUGUAGCCUCUUAAUUACCUGUAUUAUACAGCAUGAAGAAACAUGACUUUUUUUUAAUGACAAAUCAAAAGUUGUUGCCUUUGUAAGAACAUUCUUUAAUAAACUCAUUUUAAAACUCAGUA
Molecule: messenger RNA, 3040 nt
Organism: Choloepus didactylus (southern two-toed sloth)
Lineage: Eukaryota; Metazoa; Chordata; Mammalia; Pilosa; Megalonychidae
Gene: GTF2A2
Product: general transcription factor IIA subunit 2
Exons: 5
Coding region: 2430-2759 (109 amino acids)
Biological process (GO): transcription initiation at RNA polymerase II promoter; RNA polymerase II preinitiation complex assembly
Cellular component (GO): transcription factor TFIIA complex
Molecular function (GO): RNA polymerase II general transcription initiation factor activity; TBP-class protein binding
Source: RefSeq, a predicted model, not a curated record